UCUCAGUUUGACCAACGACCCAGCUUUAGAUCCUAGCUCUCGCGCAAAAUCCCUCCCUCAGGAAGGGUUUCGCGGGACCCUCCCAGGGAAGGCGCAACCGGAAGAGGCGGGCCUUCCGCCCGGAGGCGGGCGCCCGCCAUCAUGGCUUCUCGUGGGGUCGUUGGCAUUUUCCUCCUCUCUGCUCUCCCGCUCUUGUGUCUGGAACUGCGGCGUGGGAUCCCGGGUCUAGGAAUUAAAGAUCUAAUUUUGCUGUGUGGCCGGAUUUUCUUACUUCUUGCUCUUCUUACUUUAAUUAUUUCUGUGACUACCUCAUGGCUUAACUCAUUUAAAUCUUCUCCCGUUUAUCUGAAAGAAGAAGAAGAGAAGAAUGAGAAAAGGCAAAAACUUGUGAGAAAAAAACAACAAGAGGCCCAGGGGGAAAAGGCCAGCAGAUACAUAGAAAAUGUUCUAAAACCUCACCAGAAAAUGAAAUUGAAAAAACUGGAAGAGCGCUUUUAUCAGAUGAUGGGUGAAACCUGGAAGUUAAGCAAUGGUCAUAAACUUGGGAGUGGUGAAGAUUUGGUGCUUGAAAAUGAGAGUCAGACAUCUUUUGAAACUUCAAACAGAGAAGCAGCAAAGAGACGGAACUUGCUUAAGUGUUUAACCAAAGUUUCACCACCUGCUGAAAAGCCCACGCAGAGGGAGGUUCUUGACUUACCUGAAGAACCUCCUGAAACAGCUGAAGAAGUAGUUACUGUUGCUCUCCGAUGUCCAAGUGGGAAGGUCCUGAGGAGACGGUUUUUUAAGUCUUGCAGUUCACAGGUCUUAUUUGACUGGAUGAUGAAAAUUGGCUACCACACAUCCCUAUACAGCCUCUCUACUUCCUUUCCCAGAAGGCCUCUGGAAGUGGAGGGGGGUUGCUCACUGCAGGAUGUAGGAAUAACUAUGGACACUGUGCUCAAUGUGGAAGAGAAAGAGCAGAGCCACUGGUGAAGAAGUGAGAACUGCCUGUUCUACGUAAAAUCGGUUAUGCCGUGCCCUACAGGACAGUAAAUAAUUCACACGGGAAUCGUGCCCUUCCUCGGUUGAGCUCAAGGCAGUAAGCACUUUAAUGUUGAUGGACAUAAAGGAUUAGAGAAGGACUGCUCCCUGCAUGUAGUAAUUUUUGGAGUGUGCCAUCUUAUAAGGUACCAAAUGAGAACUAGGUAAAAAUGUGUACAAUAACGCACUCAAUAGUUUGUAUUUUUCCUAGCUGACAUCAUUUAUUGGUAUGUUGAGACAAAGUCUCAUGACUUUUUCUGCCUCUUCAGUCUGUCUUGCCACACUGAACAUUUCACACUUAAGUCACACUCUUUAAAAUCUUUUAAGUAGAAAUGUUUAUUCUGCUGUAUUGCUGGAAAUUAAACUUUAAAGAUGUUUCAAAGCUCUUUAAGGCUUUAAAGUUCUUUUCGAUAGGUAUGUAUUAAUUUAACUACUGUUUGAGAUUUAUAUAAUUUUGCCUUGCAUUAAAUUGUAACAUUCCGGAUGGAUCAGUAUUUUUUAAAAUAAAACAAUGAAAACAUUAAAAAUGUAAGUGAA
Molecule: messenger RNA, 1557 nt
Organism: Equus caballus (horse)
Lineage: Eukaryota; Metazoa; Chordata; Mammalia; Perissodactyla; Equidae
Gene: UBXN8
Product: UBX domain protein 8
Cellular component (GO): endoplasmic reticulum
Molecular function (GO): ubiquitin binding
Source: RefSeq, a predicted model, not a curated record